UCAGCAUCACAUUACCAGCAAGCAGAGAAGGAGGCGUUUGAGGCUGUGGGGUCUCCAGGCCCUGAAGCAGCAGCAGAGGAGCAGCGGCGUGCUGCAGCAGAAGCGCAGCUAAAGGCAUUAAAAACAGUUGAAGAAAGAAAUAUAUCAGCUUAUGUAGUCCUCCAGCAUCUCGGUUUUUGCGAGGAAGAGCGCAAGGCCCCGAAUAAGAAAAUAACAGGGACAGAUGAUGUCUUCAGGGAGCUGCUAGAGGCGUCUUUUGCUAUUCUUCCUGAAGACGGACCCCCAAGAAAGGGGCAAAAAGAUAGCUCAUUUGGUGCUGCUGCUGGUGCUGCUGCUGCUGCUGCUGCUGCUGCUGGUCGCUCCAGACUGACCGAAAAAGAAAGAGCAGAGAUGCAGUAUGCAGCAUUCUCAG
Eimeria acervulina is the source of this 412-nucleotide messenger RNA. RefSeq lists its product as hypothetical. The transcript has 3 exons. NCBI's taxonomy places the organism in Eukaryota, Apicomplexa, Conoidasida, Eucoccidiorida, Eimeriidae. The annotation marks the transcript as partial. The record is from RefSeq and is a predicted model, not a curated record.